AUGCAAACUAUUUCAGUUCUUGCUAUUCUCGCACUCGCUUUCAGCUGUACAUUAGCUUACGAUGCUACACUUAAUCAACAUUGGAAAUUAUGGAAAGAACUUCACCACAAACGUUAUGUUGAUGCUGAAGAACAUGUUCGUCGUGCCAUAUGGGAAAGCAACUUAAAGAAAGUUCAAGAACACAACUUUCAAGCUGAUCUUGGUGUACAUACAUAUUGGCUCGGAAUGAACAAAUAUGCUGAUAUGACCAUCGAUGAAUUUGCCAAACAAAUGAAUGGUUACAAUGCUACAAUGCGAGGACAACGCCAACAAGAUCGUCAUACAUUCACAUUCAACCCAAGUUUUCAAUUACCAGAUACCGUUGACUGGCGAGAUGAAGGAUAUGUUACUGAAGUUAAAGAUCAAGGCCAAUGCGGUUCAUGCUGGGCUUUCUCAGCAACUGGUGCACUUGAAGGUCAACACUUCAAAGCAACUAGCAAACUUGUUUCACUCUCUGAACAAAACUUAGUUGAUUGUUCAACUGCACAAGGUAACAUGGGUUGCAAUGGUGGUUUAAUGGAUCAAGCUUUCGAAUACAUCAAAGACAACAAGGGUAUUGAUACUGAAGACUCAUAUCCAUAUGAAGCCAUUGAUGAUCAAUGCCGAUUCAAAACAGAAAAUGUUGGUGCUACAGACACUGGCUUCACUGAUAUUACAUCAAAAGAUGAAAGUGCUCUUCAACAAGCCGUUGCCACUGUUGGACCAAUCUCAGUUGCCAUUGAUGCUAGUCAUACAUCAUUUCAAUUAUACAAACACGGUGUUUACAAUGAACCAUUCUGCUCACAAACCCGACUUGAUCAUGGUGUCUUAGCUAUUGGUUAUGGAACAGACUCUGGCAAAGCUUACUGGCUCGUUAAAAACAGCUGGGGUGAAGGUUGGGGUGAUAAAGGUUAUAUCAAGAUGACACGUAACAAACGCAAUCAAUGUGGUAUUGCCACAGCUGCAAGUUACCCACUUGUUUAA
Rotaria sp. Silwood1 is the source of this 1002-nucleotide messenger RNA. The record is from the annotation of a GenBank genome assembly. NCBI's taxonomy places the organism in Eukaryota, Metazoa, Rotifera, Eurotatoria, Philodinida, Philodinidae.